AUGAAGUUUAUCAAGUGUUCAAAAGAACCAUCAUUGUAUCGAAAGCAGGAGAAAAAGCAUCUCCUACUCGUUGCUGUCUACGUAGAUGAUCUCUUGGUCACAGGAUCAAGUAUUGACAUGAUAGAGGAGUUCAAAGCGGGAAUGUCAGCAUGUUUUGAGAUGAGUGAUCUCGGGCUGUUAACCUAUUACCUAGGUAUUGAGGUCAUUCAAUACGAUGGAGGGAUUAAGAUUGUGCAAGAAAGAUAUGCAAAGAAGAUAUUGGAGGAGUCAGGUAUGAGUGAGUGCAACGCUGUACAAGCUCCAAUGGACUCGGGACUGAAGCUCUCUAUGGCCAAAGACGAGAGAUCAGUAGACGAGAAGGAGUACAGAAGGCAAAUAGGGUGCUUACGAUAUCUGAUUCAUACACGGCCAGACUUGUCUUAUGCUGUGGGUGUAUUGAACAGAUACAUGCAUGAACCAAAAGUAUCUCACGCAGGAGCCCUCAAGCAGGUACUUCGGUAUCUAAAGGGAUCAAUUUCUUAUGGUCUUUCGUACAAGAAAGUGGGUAGGAGAGAACUAGAAGGUUUUGUGGACAGUGGACACAAUAUCGACGAGGAUGAUGGAAGAAGUACCACAUGUCACAUUUUCUAUCUCGAUGACUGUCCAAUUUCGUGGUACUCAACGAAACAAGAGACCGUAGCUCUCUCAUCCUGCGAGGCUGAAUUCAUGGCCGCCACCGAAGCUGCCAAACAGGUGAUUUGGUUGCAGGAGUUACUAGAAGAGGUCAGCAAGGAGACGUGCAAGAGAACCACCAUCUACAUUGACAACAAAUCAGCGAUAGUAUUGACAAAGAAUCCUGUUUUCCACGGACGAAGCAAACACAUACACAAGCGCUAUCACUUCAUAAGGGAAUGCGUCGAGAACGAGCAGAUAGAGGUCCUUCACGUGCCUGGCAACAAGCAGAAAGCGGACAUACUAACCAAGGCACUUGGAAAGAUUAAGUUCAAAGAAAUGCGAGACCUUAUCGGACUUGAAGAAGUGAAGAAAGUAGACUUCAAGUUUAAGGGGGUGAUUGUUGGAGAUAAACUUGAAGUUUGA
This is a messenger RNA of Brassica napus (rape), 1077 nucleotides long. RefSeq lists its product as uncharacterized. The transcript has a single exon. The record is from RefSeq and is a predicted model, not a curated record. NCBI's taxonomy places the organism in Eukaryota, Viridiplantae, Streptophyta, Magnoliopsida, Brassicales, Brassicaceae. Bases 1 to 1077 code for a protein of 358 amino acids.